Pimephales promelas (fathead minnow) is the source of this 960-nucleotide messenger RNA. Its product is annotated as C-type lectin domain family 4 member M. NCBI's taxonomy places the organism in Eukaryota, Metazoa, Chordata, Actinopteri, Cypriniformes, Leuciscidae. The record is from RefSeq and is a predicted model, not a curated record.
AAUCCUCCGCUAUACCUUUAAUUUUUUACUUUAUUCAGUGAUAAUAAAUGCAUUUAAAUGCCCAUUGUUUUAAUAGCUAAAUUUAAGUGACUUUUCAUUAAGUUCCUUUUGCAUAUACUUCCAACACUUCACAAAACAGUUCCUUUUGCAUAUACUUCCAACAUUUCCACAAAUGCAUAAAUACUUGACACUCAAACACAGAUGAGGAACAAAACACAGUCUACUCCAGGAGAGAAACUAGUUUGUUGGCACCAAAACUGUAAGUGUAAAUGAAAAUAUAGAAAGGAGUUCAACCUGCAAAAGAGAUGGGCAAAAGAGAUGGACAAACCACUCAUCUUUAUACAAAUGAUGACGUUAAAGACGGUGUGUGUGUGAAGAUCAGAAGCUCGAGAGCAGCUGCGGUGUGUUUGGCGCUGCUGUGUGUUCUUCUGCUGACUGCAGUCAUAGUGCUGUGUGUCAUGUUCAUAUCCAAGAAUGAAAACCUGACCAAUGAAAAAAAUGAUCUUCAAAUGAGUCUUGGAAAUAUUAAGGAUGGAUGGAUUUACUAUCAAUCCAGUCUUUACUUCAUUUCCUCUGCGAAUGAGAAGAAGAACUGGACUGAGAGCAGAAGAUACUGUAGAGAGAGAGGAGCAGAUCUGAUCAUCAUCAACAACAGAUUGGAAACCGAUUUAACAAGGAACAUUUCUGAUCAGGUCUGGAUUGGUCUGACUGACAGUGCUGUGGAAGGCACAUGGACAUGGGUUGAUGGCAGCACACUGACCUCUGAGUUCUGGGCGACCGGACAGCCUAACAGUUGCAAUUGGCAAGAUGAGGAUUGUGCCAUAAUUCAGUCACAAGGAUGGACUGAUUAUCCAUGUGAUAGAACAUUUAGAUGGACCUGUGAGAAGAAAAUAUUUUAAAUUACACAUUUUAAUAAAUAUGUGGUCAUUAUAAAGACCUGUAGCAACUCUAUUUGCCCCU